Rotaria sordida is the source of this 1005-nucleotide messenger RNA. Lineage: Eukaryota; Metazoa; Rotifera; Eurotatoria; Philodinida; Philodinidae. The record is from the annotation of a GenBank genome assembly.
AUGGAAGAAUUAAUUCGAUCAGUUAUACAAUUUGAUGGUGCUCUAAAUCAAGAUGUUAUUCAAUGGCUAGAAUAUAUUGAAGAAGUAUUUGAUCGAGUACAAUUACAAACAUCAAAUAAAUAUAUUGCUAUACAAUACUUUUUAACUAAUAGUGCUGCUACGUGGUUUAAAUAUAAGAAAUCAAAUAUUCCUGAUUGGUUUACAUUUAAACGUGAACUUAUUGAAGCUUUUCAAUCGUCGUCCUCCUUUUCCUCAUCACAUCUUCUUGAUCAACAUCAAUUAAUACUUAAAGAAGAACCACAAAAACUUGAACAAGAACAAGAUAUAUUACCUGUUCCUGCAUCGACUUCAACAAUAUCCAACAAGAAAAAUGAUAGUGAAAAUUAUCAAUUAGAUUUACUUCAUGAUGGUUCGAUUAAAUCAUUAGAAAAUUUAGAAGUUGAUAAUUUAGAAGAUAAAUGUUUACGUGAACAUGAACAAGGUUAUUACUCAUCUAUGUUAGUUAAUACUAAUGAUUUUGAUCUGGAUAUUCAACAUCAAGAUGCAGAUGCAGCAGAUAGUUGUGAUACACAACAACAAGGCGAAUCUGUUAUUAAUUCUGAUUCUGUUCAAACUGAUAUUGAAGAUACUUUUGAAGAUUUUACUCGACCUAUGGAUAGUUUAACAGAUAAUGAUUCAUUAAUUAAUAUUGUUUUACCACAUGAUGUUCAAUAUUUAUGGUCUGAUAAAUAUAAACCACGUCCACCUCGAAUUCUUAAUAAAGCUCCUGCUGUUUAUAAUUGGAACCGAUAUAAUAAGCUACAUUGCAAUAAAGAUGACUCAUCACCACCAACUAUUCAAGAGAAUCAAUUUAAUACUGUUAGUAAAGGAUGGAAUUACACAUAUAAUCAUGGACUUCGAUUUUAUUUUUAUAAUGAAAUGAUUCAAUUAAGAUUUUCUUUUCGUAAAUGGAAAUAUCGUCUCUCAACUUUAUUUUGUUUUCGUAAAUGGAAAUAUCGUCGAUGA